Messenger RNA from Pseudomyrmex gracilis, 3827 nucleotides. RefSeq names its product basic proline-rich protein-like. Lineage: Eukaryota; Metazoa; Arthropoda; Insecta; Hymenoptera; Formicidae. The transcript has 16 exons. The record is from RefSeq and is a predicted model, not a curated record. Gene Ontology annotation, cellular component: nucleus. Gene Ontology annotation, molecular function: RNA binding. Bases 258 to 3116 code for a protein of 952 amino acids.
GCAGUUGGUCGCAAUGUCGAACAAUUUAACAUCCGUGAUCCAUGAUUAGUUGGCACAAAGUCAUGUCAAGAACGGUUUGAGGAAGUGGAGUGACUUUUUUGUGUUGUUUCGUAAAUAUAAUAUUCAAUCCACCUUUAUGUGUGAGAAAGUACAUGGUUGACCGUCCAUGCGGUGUAACAUAACCACUUGAAAACUUCUGACAAUGUUAGGAUCAUGAGAAUUACUGCAUUGUUUCCAGUAAUACAUAUUUUAUCUCUAUGGCUAAGGGAAAAUUAAGAGGUUCUGACUCCAACAGUAAGAUAACUGCAUCAAAUACAACAUUUAAAAAUGGAGAAACAUAUACGUGGGAAUUUGAGAUUAAUGAAACACCACCUAGUGCUAGAACAUUACUUACCAAAGGCUACAUACAAGAUGAAAUUAACUCGUUUUCAGGAGCAACUGUAUCAACACGUGGACGUUUUAUGACAGAACAAGAAAAAUUACGCUGUCCAAAUGAGAGGCCAUUGUAUCUUUAUAUACAGGGACACACGAAACAUAAUGUUGAUUUGGCGAUACAGAGGAUCAAGGAAAUUAUCAAAACAGAACAUCAGAGUUCCCUAAAUAGACCAAGCAGGUUUACAAACGCCCCGCCGCCUCUUAUGAGUCUACAUUCCGGUAUUACAACAGUGGAAAAGAUUUGUGUCGGUAUUGACAAUGCGCCACAGGGAUUUGAUUUACGUGGACGAAUAUUAGGUGCUGGUGAAGCAAAUUUAGUGUACAUUAGAAGCGAAACGGGGGCAAAUGUAAUUCUAAAAGGUAGAGGGUCUCAAUUUAUUGACCCAAUUUUAGGAGCAGAAUCUCCAGAGCCACUUCACUUGUAUAUAGAGCAUCCAAAGCCGGAAGCGUUGCAAAGCGCAAAACAACUGGCUAUCAAUUUAAUACAGACAAUACAGUCUGAAUUACAAACUUAUAUUCAGCAACAACCACCGCCUGUACAACCUCAGCAAGUUAUAGAACAAUCACAGUUACCACAAACUCAAUUUCAAACUAUGAACAUUGGUACCUUAGCUCAGCCAAAUGUGGUCACAAUACAGCCUCAAGAUAUCAUGCAACAUCCUCAAAGUAAUGUUGUGACAUUACCCGCGACUAUUCUCACAGCUACGGUGGCUGGUACACCAGCACCCGGUGUAACAGUUCCUCCUCCAGGAGUACACAUACCACCUCACACUGGACCGUUAGUUCCACCUCCUCAAGCUCAGGAAAUACAAACUUUCAUGCCACCACCGUCAGUUGGACAAGUACAAUUAAUUGGUCCUCCGUCGACGGUAAGUCAAGUUCAAUAUCAGAUACAUCCCGGCCAGCCGUUGCAAAUCCAGGGAAUUCCGGGAUCGCAAUCCUCGCCACAGCCUGUGGCUCAAAUGUACGUCAUGAGCCAACCGCCGCCACAGAGUCCCGCGCAACAGAGCUUCAUAACGAGUACGAACGUGCCGGUAAGCGGGGCGGUGUCGUACGUUUAUACGCAACCGAAUGUGCAACGACCCGCCACGCCAUCCCAAGGAAUUAUCGAAACUGUUAAUGUUAAUUUGCAACAACCUCCGCCCACGGCGCCGCUCAAUAUAACGCAGCAACCACCACCGCCGUUGGUACAUCUUCACUUUCCGCCGCCGAACUUCCCGCCAAAUCAACCGCCCCCACCUGUGCCGCAAACUUAUCAGAUACAAUAUCAACAAGUGCAGGCACCUGUGUCGCAGUCGCAAACGCAAUUUGUUUUGCAGUCUGGCGAGCAUAUUGUUCCGCCUCAGUUGCAACAAAAUCACGAACAGUCCCAGGCCGUUGCUCAGCACAUAAUGCCGCCACAAUUCGAAGGUCACGCGCCACCAUUCCAUCUACAAGUACCUCCACCACCAUCCGCGCAAACCUUCCUAGUUCCGAAUGCUCAAUCGCCGCAACAUCAUCAACCACCACUUCCUCCGAGCGGGGAAAUGCAACAUCAGCAAGAAGGCCCUGUAGAGCAAGGCCCGUUACCACAACCGGUGCCACCUCCACAAAUAGUUCCGCCACCGUCAAUCGGUCAGAUGCCAAAUUCCAUGAAUUUCACGAGCGUGCCGCCGCCAACGCAACCGCCACCGCCACAAAAUGCUCCGUGGCUUUAUCAGGCUCAGCAGCCGCAGCAGAUGCCGCAGUCACAAGGACAACUGCAGAUGCAAAUGCCGCCUCAAAAUAUACCUCUUCAUAACGUACCUCCGCCACAAAUUCAAGCACAAAUACAAUAUCAUCCCCAGCACAUACAAUAUCAAAACGGUCAUAUACCUACGCAAGUGCAUUACACGAUGCAACCGCCGCAUCAGCAAUUUGAGCAAAAGCCCGAUUCACCGGAGCAACAAAAAUCACAUGGAGUAAAAAGAAGGUUUUCGGAUGUAGACGGAGGUCAGGAACCACCGCUACCGCCACCGCCACCACCGUAUCAAUGCGCUCCAUUACCUGCGCAGCGUCACGGCACAGGCAGAGAAGGUGAUCGUCAACAGCAAGUCUUACACGGUCCACCCACAUCUGCCGGUCUGCCACAUGGAGAUCGAAACAAGAUGCUAAUGCCACCUCCAUAUCCAGGUGAGAAACGAGGCUUGGAUCAAAAGCCGGCAGGACUAUCUUCAGGAAAUGAACAGAAUGUAAUGGCGGAACCUGGAAAUAUCCAUGUCGGAAAUGGUCCACCUCUUCCGCCUCCGCCUUCACCGCAAGCACCGUGGCAAAAUCAUCAUGUUAGAGCUCCUUGGGGUAGACCACCGCCAAUUCCAAGGGAAGGAGAUCCCGCAGCCUGUCCGGGAUUACCGCCUAUUAAUAUGCCUCCACCUCAGAUCAGGCCAAGAGGUCCCGCUGACGGUAACCGUUCUCCCACUCAGAACGCCGUGUUAGAACAAUCGUUAAACACCGAAUACAAUCAAAUGCCGCCGUACACGACAAAACCGCCACCUUACAACGCGCAUCCAUUAAUGCAAUCUAUCUGCAAUCCACCACCGCCACCUCCGCCGCAUCACCAACAGCUCCGGCCGCAGCAUCCAUCUCAAGCGAUGCAGCAUUACCAGGUGCCAAUAUCUCAGACAUAUCAGCCGCCGACGUCCUGUCCGCCAUGGAUGAAUUGAAAUAAACACACGCAUCGCAGAGCGGCGUUUUUUUACUUCAGUAUUGUGGCAGUGACCAAUGGAUGUUACGUACCAAAUGCGACAUUAUUUGUUUUAACGGGCGACUUAUCGUGAUGUGACAGCGAAACUACAGAUCUGUUUAUCAUUAAGAGCAUCAUGUUGUUUGAACAAUUAUUGUUUCUUGCGAUAAUUAUUAAUUAUAAUCUGAUAAUAUGAAAUGUACAAUAUGAGCAUUACUGUAGCUAAUUUAAUGAUCUCCUUCAAAGAGAAAUGUUAUACAUAUUGAACAAUAUUAAAAAAAAAAAAAUGUAAAUGUUAACGAUUAUUUAUAUUGUACGAUUCGUAUAUCAUAUGCCUCUGUGAAGAAGAAAAAUACGCAGAAUGAUAAUAACGCCAUGUUGGCGAGAUAGUUACUUAUUAAUUGCGCGUUUCGUAUCUCGAUGCGAGAAGCGUGACAAGUGUGUAUAGUACAUAGAUCUAGCGGAAAGUAUGACAUUAUUACUUUGAUCGAACAAUUUUAUCAUUAAUCAUGUCUGAGAAGAUGUACAAGCGAGUUUAUUUCAAUUAUGAUCCGCAAAUGAUAAAAUUGCACAUCACUUGUUUUGUAUUUACACAUACGACACAAGUACUCGUUCAAAUGUAUCGAAUUUCUUAUUUAUAUACGUGUAAUAUGUUUAUAUAUAUAUUAAAUAUACACGUAAAUGCUGUAUG